Molecule: messenger RNA, 2166 nt
Organism: Anopheles arabiensis
Lineage: Eukaryota; Metazoa; Arthropoda; Insecta; Diptera; Culicidae
Gene: Hgsnat
Product: heparan-alpha-glucosaminide N-acetyltransferase
Exons: 6
Coding region: 280-2061 (593 amino acids)
Source: RefSeq, a predicted model, not a curated record
GAAAGCACCUAAACACACACACAGACGCUCGUUCGAAUCAUUCUCUUCACCCCCCAAAACAGGGUAUUCGUUACUCACCCCCUCCAAUCACUAAGGGGGGGACAAUUUUUGGCGGGGCGUAUUAAUCGCAAAUGCUGUUUCCAUUGACCAAUUUGCGUUGACCUUCGGCGUAGCGCGCAACCAGUUUCUCCCGACGCUUCGGAAGCGGCCGCAGUGCAAAACGCUGUGCUCUGUCUGGAUGUGUGAUGUGCAAAAGUGUUUUCCAGUGUGCCAGCAAUAAUGAUUGAAUAUACGGACCGUUUCUUUCGCGGACUGGACCUGUGGUCACUAGGGGUGGACGAAGCGUUUCUGAACGUGUCCCAUUCCGCAGCCACCAACGACGAUUAUUAUCUCUACACACUCUCCGAGGAGUGCGAUAAGUGUCCCUACACCAAGCUGCAACGAUUUGCGGCCGCGAAACGGCACACCACGGUGAAGAUAGAUGCGGCGCGCCGCCUCGGGCUGCGGCUGCUCGACCGAGAUGUGGGCCAAUACUCCUUCGACAAUGACACCGUCCUGUGCCAAAUUAACAGCGCACAAUUGGGUGAAUUUGGCGUUUACGAUUUGAGUCUCCGACCGGACGGCAAUGGCUGUACGCUGGAAACGGCCAAGGAACCGGUCAGCAUAUACCUUCCAUUCCUUACGAUUGCACUGCUCGCGUGUGCCGCCUUUGGACUCGUGCGCUUGGCACGGUACGGCCUGCGUCGUUCCCGCGCGGCUGGCUUCCAGCAGCCGGCAGCCUCCGAUACAGCGGCCGGUGAUGACACCGCCCACAGCUCGAACGAAGAGAACGACCGCAAACCAACCCAAAGCGGGCCAGGUUCCGGCCAGGUUACGCCCAAGAAGCGGCUGCAAAGUUUGGACACGUUCCGCGGCAUCGCGAUCAUGCUGAUGAUCUUCGUGAACAGUGGCGGCGGCCACUACUGGUGGAUCGAGCACGCGACCUGGAACGGGCUGCACGUGGCCGAUCUCGUCUUUCCCUGGUUUCUCUUCAUCAUGGGCGUGUGCGUGCCGAUCUCGUUACGCGGCCAGCUCAACCGAAACGUGCCCAAGCGCACGAUUCUGUCGAGCAUAGCGGUUCGCUCGGUAAAGCUGUUCAUAAUUGGCCUGUGUCUGAACUCGAUGAACGGUCCCAGCAUGGCCAAUUUGCGCAUCUUUGGCGUACUGCAGCGGUUUGGCAUUGCGUACCUGGUCGUCUCGACCGUGCACCUGCUCUGCCACGAGCAGCAGGUACAGGUGCAGUCGCAAAACCGCUUGCUCCGUGCCAGCGAGGACAUUGUGCGGCUAAAGAAGCAGUGGCUGGUCAUCGGACUGCUAACGGUGCUCUAUCUGGUGGUGAUGUUUUUCGUACCCGCACCCGGCUGCCCAAGCGCUUACUUCGGACCGGGUGGGAAGCAUCUGUACAAUGCGUUUCCGAACUGUACCGGCGGCAUCACGGGGUACAUCGAUCGUGCCCUGCUCGGAAUAGCGCAUCUCUACCAGCACCCGACGGCCCGGUACGUGUACGACGGUAUGCCCUUCGAUCCGGAAGGUCCGUUCGGCUGCCUACCCACGAUACUGCAGGUGUUUCUCGGCCUGCAGUGUGGCUGCACGAUUCUCGCGUACACCGAGCACCGUCAGCGGAUGGUACGCUUCGCCUGUUGGUCGCUGGUGCUCGGUUUGGCGGCCGGCGCACUGUGCGGGUUCACCAAGAACGACGGGUGGAUCCCGAUCAACAAGAACCUGUGGUCCCUGUCGUACGUGCUGGCGACGGCUUCGCUCGCCCAUGCGCUGCUGCUGCUCUGCUACUACGCGAUCGAUGUGAAGCGCGCCUGGCACGGUCGACCGUUCGUGUAUGCGGGGAUGAAUGCGAUCGUACUGUACGUGGGCCACACCGUCUUUCACAAGAUGCUACCGUGGCACUGGCGCAUCGGCACGAUGAACACACACUUCGUGCUGACGCUCGAGGCACUGUGGAACACGGUGCUGUGGAAUCUGAUAGCGCUCUACCUGUACAAGCGAAAGAUAUUCUACAAUCUUUAAGCUCCAACCGUCGUGCGAUCGUGCACUUUGUUGUUCUCUCUCUAUUUUGAAAGUGUUUUCGUGUGAAUAAACGUGUCGCAAUACACACACAUUCCAGUUCCAAUA